GGAGUAUCACAACUUUACGCUUAAAUACUCCUCGUUUGCGCCCCAUACCCCUCUGCCCCCUUCUCUCAUUUCCUCACACCUUCUUCAUUUGCCGCCACACACAUUCCUCCUCCUCCGUCACACCUUCUCCUCCAUCCAGGUUGCGGGAAGAUGGGAGCUGGCGGCCGAACCUCUGUUCCUCCUUCAAACAGGACGGUCGAGGCUGACUAUGCGAAGCGAGUUCCGCAUGAAAAACCUCCCUUCAGUCUCAGCCAAGUCAAGAAGGCCAUCCCACCUCACUGUUUUCAGCGUUCUGUUAUCCGCUCAUUCUCCUAUGUUGUCUAUGAUCUCACCAUAGCCUUUUGCCUCUACUAUGCUGCCACCAAUUACUUCCACAAACUCUCUUCCCCUUUAUUUUACUUGGCCUGGCUUCUCUAUGGGGCUGUCCAAGGUUGCAUCCUUACCGGUGUUUGGGUCAUCGCGCACGAAUGUGGCCACCAUGCAUUCAGUGAUUAUCAAUGGCUUGAUGAUACAGUUGGCCUUGUUCUCCACUCUGGCCUCUUGGUCCCUUACUUUUCAUGGAAAUACAGCCACCGUCGCCACCACUCCAACACCGGUUCCCUUGAUAGGGAUGAAGUCUUUGUGCCAAAGAAGAAGUCUAGUAUUGCAUGGUGGUCUAAGUACCUUAAUAACCCACUAGGAAGAGUCCUCACACUCACUAUUACCCUCACCCUUGGUUGGCCACUUUACUUGGCUUUUAAUGUCUCGGGAAGGCCUUACGAUAGGUUUGCUUGCCACUAUGACCCAUAUGGUCCAAUCUACUCCAAUCGCGAACGACUUCAAAUAUACAUAUCAGAUGCUGGAGUGCUUGCAGUUUCCUAUGGUCUUAUCCGUCUUGUCAUGGCAAAAGGCCUUGCCUGGGUUGUGGCUGUUUAUGGUGUUCCAUUGCUAGUGGUCAAUGGAUUCUUGGUGUUGAUCACAUAUUUGCAGCACACUCACCCUGCAUUGCCACAUUACGAUUCAUCUGAGUGGGACUGGUUGAGGGGAGCAUUGGCGACCGUGGACAGAGACUAUGGAAUCCUGAACAAGGUCUUCCAUAACAUCACUGACACACAUGUGGCACAUCACUUGUUCUCCACAAUGCCGCAUUACCAUGCAAUGGAGGCUACAAAUGCAAUAAAACCAAUUUUGGGAGAGUAUUAUCGGUUGUGCUCAGAAUAA
Messenger RNA from Arachis duranensis, 1200 nucleotides. RefSeq names its product omega-6 fatty acid desaturase, endoplasmic reticulum isozyme 2. NCBI's taxonomy places the organism in Eukaryota, Viridiplantae, Streptophyta, Magnoliopsida, Fabales, Fabaceae. The record is from RefSeq and is a predicted model, not a curated record. Gene Ontology annotation, molecular function: oxidoreductase activity, acting on paired donors, with oxidation of a pair of donors resulting in the reduction of molecular oxygen to two molecules of water. The transcript is spliced from 2 exons. The coding region runs from base 151 to 1200 and encodes 349 amino acids. Gene Ontology annotation, biological process: lipid metabolic process.